Molecule: messenger RNA, 2695 nt
Organism: Dermacentor silvarum
Lineage: Eukaryota; Metazoa; Arthropoda; Arachnida; Ixodida; Ixodidae
Gene: RpI12
Product: DNA-directed RNA polymerase I subunit RPA12
Exons: 1
Coding region: 188-556 (122 amino acids)
Biological process (GO): termination of RNA polymerase I transcription; DNA-templated transcription
Cellular component (GO): RNA polymerase I complex
Molecular function (GO): zinc ion binding; nucleic acid binding; DNA-directed RNA polymerase activity
Source: RefSeq, a predicted model, not a curated record
UGGCAGCUUCCAACGUCGGAAAAGUCGUGGUUAGCUUGUGUGGCGUGUGUUUGUGUUGGAUAAUGUUCUAGAACGUUUGUUUUGCUUUGUGCUACUGUUUCGGUGAUCGGCCAGAAGCCUCUCUCCUCUACCUCGACUUUUCCAUUGAUCAAGGUGGUUAGCUAGGCCAGUCAAUUACUACCGAAGGAUGGAGUCCACGGUGGAGCUGUUCGCCUCGGACCCGGACUUCUGCAAGCGGUGCGGAGCCGUGCUACCGCUGCCGGGCUACGAGGACUUCGUCGUGUGCAAGAUGUGCGGCGCCAAUAUCGACGUGCGCAACUUCCACGGCCUGGAGACGAACUCGCGGGUGGUGUUCAACGACCGCAAGACAGCGCUGAAGAAAGCGGCGCCCGCGUCGACCGCCAAGCCCGCCGGGCCGCUGGUUGACCGCAAGUGCUCGCGCUGCGGCCACGAAGGGAUGACGUACGCCACGCUGCAGACGAGAUCCGCCGACGAAGGGCAGACGAUAUUCUACUCAUGCCCCGAGUGCCUCUUCCAGGAGACGGAGAACUCGUGAAGUUCGACGUUUGCCGACUUGCCGAUUGUACCCAUUUGUCUUGAACUUCGAAAAUUAGUUCAGUGCCGGUUGUAGGCGCACCAUCUGCACAUAUCUUACGCAAGUGCAGGGAAUGCUGUGAACACAUUUGUGCACGAAGCGUGCACGAAUCUCCUGAAAUAGUUUAGGAAGUCCAGGAGAAUCGAACGGACCCUGGCUGCGCCGAGACAGAAAAUUGCGGUAGACCAAAAGGAGGCGAGCUCAUACGGCAUCUGGUUCUGGAUCAGCUUUGACUGUGCGGAGUGCCAAUGGUUUCGCGUCAGCCAAGUCGAGUGCAGUGUGAAAAAAACCUGUGCUAGUGUUCUCUGUACUAGGUGUGUGCUGUGGUUUUCGUUUGAACCGGAGAGCCAUGUUGCGCAACUUUUCAUAAGUCUGUUCGUGUGGAUACUUAUUUUGUGCAUUGCUGUUUCUGUUGACACUACAGAGUUUUAGUAACAUUUUUAAUGAUUGUAUACUUCAUGGCCAUGUGUGCUACCUUUGCAAGCAGCUUGUCAAAAGUGCCCGAGCAGGUACAGGUAGACUGCUUCAUGCAAAUUUUUGAAGUUAUUAAAAUGUUUUCAGUAAUUUCAAAACUUACCGAGGUAAUCUGCAGCAACAAGUCGGCAUUUGAAGGAGCAGUUGCCGAACCUACAAAUUGCUCUUUGCCAGGAAAAUAUAUAUAUAUAUAUGCCACUGCUUAUCAAUAGCAAUGUAGCAGAAUAAGGUGAAAAACAAGAUAUGAUGCAGACAAUGCAAGUUGGCCUAGCCAUAAUUAAUUUAAUCUAUCGGAACCAAGCCAUAAUGGGAUCCAUUGUAAGCAGCACAUAGACUAUGACUAAGCAGAAACACGGGACGAGUGCUGUCUAUCAACAGCGAGUAGCCUGCUUCACUGUCCUACAUAAGAGGACAGUGGAUGUGCAAGAGUGUGUGCAGUGCUGCAGAAGCAAAGCCAAGGACUUCGCUUACAAUAGGUAUUAAAACAAUGAUGAUGAGAGAAGCAAUAGCAUUGGUGUAGAGUUAAAUGCCACGAAGCCUCAGCCACAAAUCUCCCUUAAAGGUCCCUCACCAGGUCUGGCCAUAUUGAGCCGACAAGCGCAGUGCAUACAAUGUGCGCUAGCGAUCGUGUCUGCUAAGUAUUACAUCGCUGCAAGCUGCAGAAAGAGGCUGAAAUUUCAAACAGAACGUCGUUUGCCCUUCUCCUCACGGGUGCCCUGCUCCAAGCCGGAGGGUUGACAUAUAUGCACAAGUGCACCUGCGUACAUGUCUUUGCCGUGACGUCGCUCAUAGUGACACGUGACUUGACAAUGACAGCAAGAGAGAUGUACUUCCGUUUCGUUUGCUUGUUCCUACGUCGUGCAGUCGCACGCGCAAGCAACGAAACUACUUCAUUUUCUACUGUGUUCCAGCGCGCUGUCGUGCUCUGUGAUCCGCUUGUGUCUGCCUCAAUGUUCGCGUAGCUCUGGCUUAUACGGCUAGUCAGGUGUUCUCGUGCAAUGCACACAAAAUUGUGCGCUGCGCGAAAUGAGACAAACGCAACAGCUCACGCGCGACACCAUCAGCGGAAGUGCGCUGCGUGGCAAAAAAGCGAGGAAAACAAAAAGAAGGCAGUGGCGCCUGCCAUGUAUGCGUCAUGCAAUCCUCGAGUUCCGGUAUGGGAGAAUGUAGGGAAGGAAUUUCACUUGCGGAGGCUAGACAGGGCCAGUGGAGAGAGCGUCUAUGUUGGCGGUGAAGCUUGCCUCCUGAAAUCAUGCUUUCAGAGCACUGAAAUAUUUCCAUCUCGGCUAUUAAUGAACAAAUUUUAAAAGUUAUUGUGGUAGAACGCUCCCUAGAGGGCACGUAACAACUUACAGCAUAUAGUCGAAAUUUUCUAUGUGGCUUGGUGAGAGGCCCUUUAAGUUUCCAGAAAUGGCUAAAAGGGACAGCACAAUGUAGACCUCUGCACAGAUAGCUCGGCGUUCUUUGGCACUUAGUCACUCGUGUCUCGGUUGGAUAGAUAGUUAUGCAUUGUGAUCCCAUGAGCGCUGCCCAUAACCAAACCCGUGAGGCCAUGCUCAGCUGUUGAAUAACACAGUCGCUACUGCAGCUGCACCACAGAGCACAAUACACAACAUAAGGAAACAA